This is a messenger RNA of Coregonus sp. 'balchen', 10149 nucleotides long. NCBI's taxonomy places the organism in Eukaryota, Metazoa, Chordata, Actinopteri, Salmoniformes, Salmonidae. The record is from the annotation of a GenBank genome assembly.
UGUCCUGUAGCCCUGCAUGAGGUCCUGUCCGCAGGCAGAGACUGUCUGGUGGCAGGGGACUCAUGCUCCAGCGACGAGACCUGCAGCCCACGUCUGCGGACCCUGCGUCAGUGCGUGGCGGGGGACGGCAGCAUGAAGCUGGGCCCCGGGGCCCGGAGCCAGUGCGCCAACGCCGUCUCAGCCCUGAUUUCCAGCCCCCUGCACAGCUGCCAGUGCAAACGGGGCAUGAAGAAGGAGAAGAACUGCCUCAGCAUCUACUGGAGUCUCCAUCAGUCUGUCAUACACGGUGAGCAACUUUGCAAGUUGCUCAGUCAUUUGUAUCGGAUGGGAUGGCGGCCAAGUCCAUUAAUGUAACACAGGUUACAGAUUUAACUCUUUACCCACAACACAAUCUGGGUGAUGCAGGUUAGUCAUGAUGCCUGGCAAACAGUCAGCCAUCAGUCACCACACCUGGCGUCACUGUGUAACAAAUUACUGAAGGUCCUUGGAGAGGGGGAGUAUUUUCUGUAUUAACCUGCAGGAGACAUAGUAAAUGACUACAGGAAAUGAAAAAUGUGCAAGUCCUGUUCAUUAGCUCUAAAGGGAUAAUAUGUCAUUACAGUGUCAUACAAUGUGUCAUUCCGUAUCCUCUCAGGACUCAACCUGGUAGCGAGUUACCCUUAUGAAGCCGUGGAGAGAGACUACGACUACGUUCGUCUGGCCUCCAUCACGGCUGGUAAGUAAGUGGACCUCGGUUCGUUUUGAUCUUACCACAACCUUUUGACGAUGAGCCAGAGGUUUCAUGUUGAAAAGAACCCGUCUUGUAUCUUUUAGGUCCUCCUGGAAGGCAGCCUUAGGCAUAGAAGAGCCCACAUUGUAUCCUGGAGGCACAGUUAAAAAUGAAAGUGUUUUCAAUGAGUCUGAACAAAAUUAGCAAAAUAAAAAAUUUGAAUUUUGCUUCCAAGCACCUCAUUUACAUCUGAUUUAACAUUUCAUUUGCAGGAAGAGAAGUAAAGAGGAACAAUGAAUAUCUGUAAAUAAUUAUUUAGGUUUCUCAAGACGUUUACAACUUUUAAAUGCCAAUUUCACUGAUAGGUGAUAUACAGUACCAGUCAGAAGUUUGGACACACCUACUCAUUCAAGGGUUUUUCUUUAUUUUUUACUAUUUUCUACAUUGUAGAAUAAUAGUGAAGACAUCAAAACUAUGAAAUACACAUAUGGAAUCAUGUAGUAACCAAACAAGUGUUAAACAAAUCAAAAUAUAUGUUUUAUUUUAGAUUCUUCAAAGUAGCCACCCUUUGCCUUGAUGACAGCUUUGCACACUCUUGGCAUUCUCUCAACCAGCUUAACCUGAAUUGUUUUUUCCAACAGUCUUGAGUUCCCACAUAUUCUGAGCACUUGUUGGUUGCUUUUCCAUCACUCUGUGGUCCAACUCAUCCCAAACCAUCUCAAUUGGGUUGAGGUCGGGUGAUUGUGGAGGCCAGGUCAUCUGAUGCAGCACUCCAUCACUGUCCUUCUUGGUCAAAUAGCCCUUACACAGCCUUGGGUGUGUUGGGUCAUUGUCCUGUUGAAAAACAAAUGAUAGGGUUAGGGUUAUCGCUGCAGAAUGCUGGGGUAGCCAUGCUGGUUAAGUGUGCCUUGAAUUCUAAAUAAAUUACUGACAGUGUCACCAGCAAAGCACCCCCACACCAUCACACCUCCUCCUCCAUGCUUCACGGUGGGAACCACAUAUGCGGAGAUCAUCCGUUCACCUACUCUGCAUCUCACAAAGACACGGCGGUUGGAACCAAUAAUCUCAAAUUUGGACUCAUCAGACCAAAGGACAGAUUUCCACUGAUCUAAUGUCCAUUGCUAGUGUUUCUUGGCCCAAGCAAGUCUCUUCUUCUUAUUGGUGUCCUUUAGUAGUGGUUUCUUUGCAGCAAUUCGAUCAUGAAGGCCUGAUUAACACAGUCUCCUCUGAACAGUUGAUGUUGAGAUGUGACUGUUACUUGAACUCUGUGAAGCAUUUAGUUGGGCUGCAAUCUGAGAUGCAGUUAACUCUAAUGAAUGUAUCCUCUGCAGCAGAUGUAACUCUGGGUCUUCCAGUCCUGUGGCGGUACUCAUGAGAGCCAGUUUCAUCAUUGACUGUCGUUUCUCUUUGCUUAUUUGAGUUGUUAUUGCCAUAAUAUGGAUUUGGUCUUUUACCAAAUUCGGCUAUCUUCUGUAUACCACCCCUACCUUGUCACAACACAACUGAUUGGCUCAAAUGCAUUAAGAAGGAAAGAAAUUCCACAAAUUAACUUUUAACAAGGCACACCUGUUAAUUGAAAUGCAUUCCAGGUGACUACCUCAUGAAGCUGGUUGAGAGAAUGCCAAGAGUGUGCAAAGCUGUCAUCAAGGCAAAGGAUGGCUACUUUUGACUGGUCCUGUAGUAUUUACCAAAGAUGUAUUGCUUGGGCAUUCUCUUCUUAUUCUAUGAUACUGAUUCCUGGUUCUUCCUUCCCCUUGUGCCAACAGACUCUGAGGCCAACGUGGCGACGUUGAACCGCUGCCUGGACGCAGCCAAGGCAUGUAACGUUGACGACCUGUGCCAGAAGCUCCGCACGGAGUACGUAUCUGCCUGCAUCAAACCCUCGGCCAAGUCAGGCCUCUGCAACAAGGCCAAGUGCAACAAGGCCCUACGCCGGUUCUUUGAUCGCGUCCCUCCAGACUACACACAUGAGCUGCUCUUCUGCCCCUGCACAGACACGGCGUGCGCCGAGCGACGCAGGCAGACCAUUGUUCCCGGUUGCUCCUAUGAGGGCUCAGACAAACCCAGCUGCCUCAUACAGAUGCGUAUGUGCAAGGGCGACUAUGUGUGCAGGUGAGUCAGAAGCUCUAAUAACACAACACACUGUAAAUGUGGAAUGUACUGUACCUAUUUUUUUAUAUUUUGGGACAUAGGCCACAAUGAGCUACUACCCCUUCUUUCUGUUCUUGGCAACAUGUUGUAGCUCGCUCCAAGAGAGGUUGAGAUCUGCCAUCUCAUCUCUCACAGCCUUGUACACUCAGUGUAAGAUGUAUAACAUUGGGUCCAAAAAGUAUUUUUGCAUUUAACAAAAAACUGUUGUUCAUAUUUUCUUGUGACCCACCAACUCAACAAACCAAUGCUUCAAGCCAGUCUUUAGUCAUGAGUCUCAUGACCCAGACAGUACCAGCUGUGACUCACCAGGGGAUUAUUUGGGAACCACAUCUGUAUCAGUUCAGACGAACCAAACAAAAAAAUCAACAAAAUGGCUCAAUAUUCUACCCCCAAGCUGUCCACCAACAUUGUUUAGAACACCCCUGAGAGUCUGCUGGAAUAACACAUUCAAUAUUUUACGCAAAUAAAAUGUAAGAUGGAUUAGAGUUAUUGCCCAUUGCAAUCUCAUGUCAUGACCAUUAUUUCUACUGCCCCUUUUUCUGCUCUGUGGCUGAAAUAAUGAUUCUGGGUUGUUGAAUGAAAUAAAUAAAAUAAACUAAUGCCCCUCAGUAUGCCACAUAGCCUUACACAUACUAGUGCGGUACCACCAAAUUCAUAGCACAUAGAGAUAGCGAAGCGCCGAACUCUACCCGUCCUCCAGUGAAAACCAUGACAUAAAAUAUAUAUUUUACCAUCAUUGUAAUUGGUGUCCGGCCCUUGCUCGCUACUAAACAGUGCUAGUUGUGUUGGCGCUGUAUAGGUCCCGUCUGGCUCAGUUCCAAUACGACUGCCAACCAGCCGAGUCGUCUGCCAACGGCUGCAAGCAGGGGAACUAUGGAGCCUGUCUACUCGCCUACACAGGCCUGAUAGGUGGGUACAGAGCCUGAGAGAGCGAAUGAAGAAUGAGAACGGAUUGGAGAAAGCAAAACGAGUGGAGGAAAGAUAGAGGGUAAAUCAAUGAAUAAAGAACAGGAGAAAGAAAGAAAAGGAAGAAUUUAACAUAGAAUGUGAGUGGAUUGUUUUUAGUAACCUACAGUGUAACGAAAAGGAGAAAGCAGUUAGAGGGGAAACGAGAGAAGGAUGGAAAAGGUAAACUAAUGAAUAAAGAACCAGAGAAAGAGUGACAGGAAAUAUUUGAUUUGGAGGGAAAUUAAAGAUACUAUUUAAAGGAACUACAUGUAACAAUUUAGCGAUAAUUCUGAUUUCAUUGUCGUUUCAAAGUACAUUUUAGAAAUACCAGAAAUAGCUUAUGCACUUCGUUCUGACCUUAUUAUAACCCAAUAAACAUCUGCUGCAUGGGCAUGAGGUAAUGUUAUGUUGUUUAUGUUCGCAAACUCUCGGACGAGAACCAAUCAUGAAACUGGAAGAUGCUGAUGCAUGUACACUACCAGUAAAAAGUUUGGACACACCUACUCAUUCAAGGGUUUUUCUUUAUUUUUAGUAUUUUUUACAUUGUAGAAUAAUAGUGAAGACAUCAAAACGAUGACAUAACACAUAUGGAAUCAUGUAGUAACCAAAAAAGUGUUAAACAAAUCAAAAUAUAUUUUAUAUUUGAGAUUCUUCAAAUAGCCACCCUUUGCCUUGAUGACAGCUUUGCACACUCUUGGCAUUCUCUCAACCAGCUUAACCUGGAAUGCUUUUCCAACAGUCUUGAAGGAGUUCCCACAUAUGCUUAGCACUUGUUGGCUGCUUUUCCUUCACUCUGCCGUCCGACUCGUCCCAAACCAUCUCAAUUGGGUUGAGGUCGUGGGAUUAUGGAGGCCAGGUCAUCUGAUGCAGCACUCCAUCACUCUCCUUCUUGGUAAACUAGCCCUUACACAGCCUGGAGUUGUUUUGGGUCAUUGUCCUGUUGAAAAACAAAUGAUAGUCCCACUAAGCCCAAACCAGAUGGGAUGGCGUAUCGCUGCAGAAUGCUGUGGUAGCCAUGCUGGUUAAGUGUGCCUUGAAUUCUAAAUAAAUCACAGACAGUGUCACCAGCAAAGCACCCCCACACAAUAACACCUCCUCCUCCAUGCUUUACGGUGGGAACUACACAUGCGGAGAUCAUCCGUUCACCCACACCGCGUCUCACAAAGACACAGCGGUUGGAACCAAAAAUCUCCAAUUUGGACUCCAGACCAAAGGACAAAUUUCCACCAGAAAAUUAAUAGUUAUUUAUUAUUAUUAUUAAUUACCUAGUUAAUGAGUAUGAUUUGAGUAGAUCCUAUUUGUGGAGGUUUAAAGCAGUAUGUACACUGAGUAUACAAAACAUUUACAUUUCCAUGACAUAGACUGACCAGGUGAAUCCAGGUGAAAGCUAUUAUCCCUUAUUGAUGUCACUUAUUAAAUCCACUUCAAUCAGUGUAGAUGAAAGGGAGGAGACAGGUUAAAGAAGGAUUUUUUUUAGAGAAUUGAGACAUGGAUUGUGUGUGUGCCAUUCAGAGGGUGAAUGGGCAAGACAAUAAAUUUAAGUGCCUUUGAACAGGGAAUGGCAGUAUUUGCUAGGCGCACCAGUUUGUGUCAAGAACUGCAACGCUGUUGGGUUUUUCUCGCUCAAGUUUCCCGUUUGUAUCAAUAAUCGUCCACCACCCAAAGGACAUCCAGCCAACUUGACACAACUGUGGGAAGCAUUGGAGUCAACAUGGGCCAGCAUCCUUGUGGAAUGCUUUUGACACCUUGAAGAGUCCAUGUCCCAACAAAUUGAGGCUGUUCUGAGGGCAAAAGGGGGGGUGCAACUCAAUAUUAGGAAGGUGUUCCUAAUGUUUGGUCAGUGUAUAUACUGUAUAUGUCCUAAUAUGCCGUACACAUAAAGGCUGUUAUUACACUUUGAGAAGUGCCUUUGAUUAAAUAUAGACUUUGUUUUAUGCAAUCGCUCAAAGAUCGGCAAUUUCUCAAUCAUGCUCUCGAAAAAAGAGCACAAAGCGACCUAAUGCAUUUCAAGAGCUUCCUAAUGGUGCACUUCAGCACAAACAAGCACUUGGCAUUUUCAUUCCUGGCCUGUAUUUAUUAAGCACUUGAAACUCACCAUUCCAUUUCAAAACUUGGGAGAGAAAUGGAACACAAUAAACACUUCCAACCGUUUUCAAGGAAAGCGCAAAUUAAAGUGUCUUUGCCUCCAUAAAAACGAGCAACAGAUAGCUGGCAAGAGUUACCCUCAAUACACUUGAACUCGUAUCUGCAUUUUUGCUCAUUUCUUGAACAAUAUCCCCACUCACAUUGUGCAAUUGAACUGUGAAUUGCAAAUAAGGUUCUUAAAUGUUUUAGGUUGCAUAACAGUCUUAGCAAUGGUUCUUUCGAGGGAAUUAAUAUUUGAUACUAAACUGAGCACACAUUGUUUCUGCAGGCAGUUCGAUAACUCCCAACUAUGUGGAUAACUCCACAUCUAGCGUGGCCCCAUGGUGCUCCUGCUCUGCCAGUGGAAACCAGAGAAUAGAGUGCUCCGACUUCCUGGAAUACUUCACCGACAACGUCUGUCUCAGUGAGUGGCUCCCAGCAAGUCAUCACAAAAAACAGUCUCCAGUGACUUAGGCUGCAUCCCAAAUGGCCUACUUUUGACUAGGUUCCAUAAGGGUAAAAAGUAAUGCACUAUUUAGGGAAUAUGGUGGAAUUUGGGAUGCAGCAUUAAUGUUGGGUUGUGUUCACUAGCACGAAAUGGAGGAAAACGGCCCAAGGUACUAUCAGAACGUCUGGAAACGUUUUGAAACCUUUUGCUAUGGUGUUCCCUAAUGAGCAUGUUACACUACACAGGUUUAUAAGGGAGAAGAACAAGAGCAACAUCUUCUUGUAUCUCAAGAUGCCCUAUUUCUAUAAAGUCUGGUUCCGUAUAUUCCAAUGGUAAAUGAUAUGGGACGAUUUUGUGGAAGGUAGUGAUCAUAACAUGUUAAUCAUUCACAUGACUGUUGGCACCUGUUGCAUGUUUCAGGGGAUAAAGCUGACAUUUACUCCAUGAGUUCUGGGGAUUUUGCCCUUUAGUUUUUUGUCAUGUCUCUCAUAUGCGGUCGCUUACUGGUAAAUCUAUUUUUUUUUCUCCCUUUGAGGAAUGAUUUAUCCAGCAUCUCAAAAACAACACUUUGGUUUUCCAUUACAAUAAUUGGUCUACAUAACAAUGCUUUUGCAUUAUUCUACAAAAAAACUUCAUAGAGCUCCCAUUGAAACCACACAAAUUUGAUUUGUCUAAUUAUCUGUUUGGAUUGAAUGCAGCUUCUCUCUUAUUUCCAAAUGUUAUUUAUUGGAUGAUGUUACUCCUUGUUCAACCUAGCCUAUUUGCAUUAAUUAAUACCUGUGCCAAGGGACAACAGCAAAUUGGGCUCACUAGGAGCAGAUUAUAGAAAAGGAAUUUGACAGGGGGGAAAUUUUAUACAAUGAGGCAGAUAUGUCCCACACCAGUUAGUUACCUGUAGGCUCAACAGCAGUGAAGGAUUGUGUUAAAAAAUAGUUAUCUCCUCUCUGGGAAAAUUACCAGUCAGUAUGAUCUCUUGUGCUCUCUCGCUUUUCUUUCUUUCUUUCUUUCUUUCUUUCUUUCUUUCUUUCUUUCUUUCUUUCUUUCUUUCUUUCUUUCUUUCUUUCUUUCUUUUUCACUCUCUCGCUUUCUCGCUCCUCUCUCUCUUUCACCCCUCUCCCUCCCUUCUCUCUCUCUCUCAUUAAUCAUCCCCUUCAUGCUGUAUCCUUGGUAAUUCCACCUGGGUGUUCACAGUGCCUUUCCUGAGUGAAAAGGAAAUAGGUUAGCCCUGUGAUUCUAAAGUAAUCACAUAUUUAUUAAUUCACCCCUCCGUCUUUAUGGCUUAUGCAUUUAUUCUCGUUUCAACAGUUGAUGUAAAUAUUGGCUGAGAAUAUGCAACUUGUAUAGAGUUACUUAUUUGUGUCGAUUACAGACUCAACCUACAGACUUAACCCAUAAUAGCACAGUAAUAGAAGCAUUAUUACACGUAAUAACAGUGUUAUUACAUGUAAUGCUUGUGUAAUAUCACCUCACAUGUUGGGAGACAAUCUAGUUUAACCUUCUGAUGGUUUAAUGAUAUGUGCGAUAUGUUCAUGAUCCAUCUUAGAAGAUGAAGAGUGCCUUCAACCACAUGACCCAGACCUUCAUUUUCUGCUUUAUUUAUGCGUCAGUGCAGGUGACUCACUCACCCUGAUGGUCGUCCAUCUCUAUUCCAAUUUUGCUCAUGCCCUUUUGAAUAAUGAAUCAUCCUUAUUAUUGACUUUGCUACAGUGUUUUUCAUCUGGCCUGUUUAAACAGACAGGGGCUAUCUUCCUCCCGGAGAGCGCAAGGUAAAUCUAGUGCAGAUAGCAACCUCUCCUCAGUGGCCCCUCCUCUCCAUGACAAAAAUGGACACAGUGUGAAGUCUCAGACUUGUUUGGCGAAUGCCACUAGUCUGUGAGUUAAUGAGAGGAUGUGGAGAGGCAGGUGCAGUUAGGGAAACCUGAAGAGAAUACUGAGUAAUAUAUAUAUUUUUUUUUAUUCUCCACCGAGCAAAUCCAAACUGGUCCAAGCCGAGCCACACAGGCAGAAUGCAGAAUGGGUCCUGUGCAGUAAUUGAAUGUGGGCGUGAUUGGAAAUGGAUGAAGAUGGAUGUCCAUUUCGGGAGCCUCGAGUUAAUUGUCUCUUCUCUUCUCACACUGUGCCUGUUUUCAUCUUGUGAACCAGGGAAUGCCCUCCAGGCGUUUGGGAGUGGGACAGACGUGAUGCCCACGCCCAGCGAAUCGGGACACCUCAGCCCAGCCACUGGCAGAGAAAGCCAUGCCACCACCCCUCUGCCUGCUACUGUGGAGACCACAUGGAACAUUCCAGACUCAAUUAUACCAACACAGGUGUGGUGAUUGUUUUGUUAAUUGUUUCAUCAGGGUCAGAGCUAAAAUUGAAUAAAAUAGAUACUUUUUCAGUUGUUUGUACAGUAUUCCAUCAAAAAAAUAGUUGCCAGGAGUUGAUACCUUUGCCAGUUAAGUUCAGGGAGGUUAUAGUUGCAUAUUUAGAGGACUCCCACCCGAUCACCUUUGACACAUUGUUUUGACAUUUCAGAAUGAUAAUGAAUAUCUUAGUUUUGGCCCUCGGCAGUGAAUAAUACCUACCUAGUUUUGUUAUGUUUUGUUUCAGGCUAACCAUGUAGGGCUACAAUGUUUUUUGUCAACAUUGAUCUCUCUUUCUCACCCUUAGGCCAGCGGAAACAACCGACUGUGGGGAGAUUCUACCCUCCCAUCGGAUGGGCUCCCAAACUCUGCCCCCGCACUUGGCCUACUGCCUCCAACUUCCUUUACUGGCCUUGUGGUCCUACCUCUGCUCUUAUAUGGACACUAAAUGAGGAAGCACUGCCAAGGACCACCCAUAAAGCAGAUGGGAGGAUUUGUAAAAAAGAUCUGGAGAAAUUUGACUCUUUAGCAUAUAGGCUACUCUUCCUCCUAAACAUGUACAGCAUAGUCCUUUUUCUAUUUUUGUUUCUUAGUGGUUCAGUUGCACUUGCAAGUCCCUUAGGUGUAAGACUUGGAGAGACUGAGACAGAUUGAAACCAAUCUGUAUACUUGUACAUUGUUAUCGCUUUGAGUCAAGAUGAAAGUACUUUUAUGUGGACUAACCUACCAUCAAGCUAUCCAAACACAUCCAAGCACAAGACUGAAUUCUAAAAACGCCAUCGGGAACUACACGGUUAUUCUUUAAGAACGGAAAGCUCUUACCUGAAACGUUGUCACGAGAAACCGUCUCCAGUGAACUGUCUUUAUUUCGUACUCAACUGCACAAACUGAUUGGAAAAGACCCUUGAGGAUAUAAGGCCUUUAAUACCGCUCUCUUCGACUUGACUGAAGGAGGAACAUUAUUUCUGAUCAAUACUGGAAUGAUAGAGAUAGACAAUGGAUCUACGGCAAAUUCAGCCAUUCUGGACAAAUACCCUGAUUCUGAUCAUUCCCAGUGCUGUCAGCUGCAAGAGAUGUGGGAACCUCAGAAUACAUGGGAUAGCUCUGACCUAAUGAUUAUCAUGCCCGCAGUGAAGAUUGGGCUCUUUGUCAUGCUGUCAUCGCCAGUUCGUUUGUUCUCGCUAAUGCUUAGCUAAGUGUUCAUUAUAAAACACUUUCUUCUCUUAGAACUUUGUUAAAAUUAAGUUAUGAGCAAACAUAUUCUCUAUGUGUACAGUACCAUAGUUCUGUGUUUGUGUGGAAGGACUGCCCCCUGUUCCUCAUUGUGUAAAUGGACAUUUCUCAAAGGGUGUCUGAAUUGGUAGGAACAAGGGUUUGUGUCUCAACAUUUCGGGCUAAAUUGUAACCCUUUUCACACUACUGAGCCA